AUGCUCGUCGAUUUUGAAAAGGCCUUCAAUCGCGUUAGUCGUGAUGUUAUCUGGAGAUCGCUUGUUGCUAGAGGCAUUCCUGAUAAAAUUGUUGCUAUAAUAAAAGAGUCUUACAACAGCGAAAUGGGUUUCGUUUUGGACAAUGAACAGCUUUCCGACGCAUUUGAAGUGAGACACGGUGAUGUAUUGUCACCGAUUUUUUUCUUGCUUGCUAUUGAUAAUGUUAUGACUGCUACGGUGGGUGAACACGAGAGACUGGGUAACCAAUGGCAAAUAGAAAUGGAGACCUCAGCCAAAUGUGCCACUCUCUUCAACAAAAGGCUGGCUGGUUUAAGAAUUAAUUCCAGUUAUUGUGAGACAAGUGGCAGUAGAAGGGGUCAGUUCAACAAUCUGGGAAGCUAUUUGGCACUCGAUGGUGAAACGGGCCUGGAUGUCACCAGUAGAAUAAUUAAAGCCCGUAGUGCUUUCUUAAGUGUGGAACUUCAGGAAAAUAGCGCUCCGUACCAAGUUAAAGUUGUUUGA
Messenger RNA from Eupeodes corollae, 522 nucleotides. RefSeq lists its product as uncharacterized. The coding region runs from base 1 to 522 and encodes 173 amino acids. Lineage: Eukaryota; Metazoa; Arthropoda; Insecta; Diptera; Syrphidae. The transcript is spliced from 2 exons. The record is from RefSeq and is a predicted model, not a curated record.